AUGUUGAAGGAAUAUCUGGUCGCAGGCAUUCUGCUUGCUUCGCCUCUGUUGGCGGUAGCACAAGACCUCAUCCCUCCGAUUCUUGAAAAAGCUGAUUCUUUUGUGGAAGAGACUUGGUCUGUUGACUCGAGUCCAAAAGUCAUUUACAUCGAUAAUAAGUUUGCGUCUGUGUCGGAUGACGAUGGUCUUACUUUGAUUCCACCUACUGCCCACGAGUUCGCGACAACCUUUCAAGAUGAUCUUGCAAAGAUCACGGGAUCCAACUGGACGUUGAAGCGCGUCGACUCCCUUCCCAACAACGCAAGUGGAAUCUCUCUUGGUUCAUACACCGGUGAAUCUUCUGAUCUCACAUACGAAAACGGAAAACCAACAUCAGAAGGAUACGAAAUCAUCAUCAACUCCAAUCGCGUAUUCAUCGGUGGAUCAGGCGCUCGAGGAAUGUGGUGGGGAACCAGAACAUUUCUUCAGCUCCUCCUCGCUGGUAAUGGAACGAUUACUAGUACUCUUGGUCGAGAUGCUCCAGCCUAUGCUACCAGAGGAUACAUGCUUGAUGCAGGGAGAAAGUGGUACUCAAAGGACUUUCUCAAAGAGCUGUGCAGCUAUGCUUCGUUCUUCAAGAUGAAUGAGUUUCACUAUCAUCUUAGUGAUAACUAUCCGCUGAACCGUGGCAAGAAUGAGAGUUGGAGGGAUGUCUACUCGCAUUUCUCGCUGUUGCCGGAGGAUGAAUCACUGAGGGGUAUUCUUCAUGGGCGCGAGAAUGAGACACUGUCGAGGGAUGACUUCACGGAACUACAGAGUCACUGUGCUUCUCGAGGUGUCACUGUCAUUCCGGAGAUUGAGGCACCAGGUCAUUCUCUGUAUCUCACGAAAUGGAAACCUGAGCUUGCACUGGCCAAGAAGGACUUGCUGAACUUGACGCACCCGGAUACCUUGCCAACGGUGCAAAGUAUCUGGAAAGAAUUUCUGCCAUGGUUCAAGACGAAAGAAGUCCAUAUUGGCGCCGACGAAUACGACGCCGAACUUGCUGAUGACUACAUCACCUUCGUCAACACAAUGAGCCGUUUCAUAAACUCCACAGCCAACAAGCGAAGUCGGAUCUGGGGCACUCACGAACCUUCAAAACGCAACCAAACAAUCGACAAAACCGUCAUCAUCCAGCACUGGCAAUACGGCCAAUCAGACCCCGUGCAACUCGUCAAAGACGGCUACGAUAUCAUCAACUCAGAAGACUGGUGGGCCUACACAAGUCUCAAAAACGACCACAUGCCCAUCCUCCCAGCGCGCUACCCACAGUUCUUCAACGAGAGUCGUGUUUUCAACUUUGCGGAUAAGGACGAGUGGCAGUGGACGCCUGCUGAUUUCAACCCUGUGAAUACAAGUCUGCAGCUGGAGAGUGAUGAGGAGAUGUUGAGGGGUGCGACGUUGGCGGUGUGGAAUGAUAAUGGGCCUGAUGCGAGUACGCAGCUUGAGGCGUAUUAUUCGAUGAGGAGGGGUAUUGCGGUUGUGGGAGGGAGGGCGUGGAGUGGGAGUCGGGGACCGAAGUUAGUGGAGGAGACGAGUGAUGGUAGCGUUGACUUUUACUCCCCGAGGGCUCCGGAUCAGAAUCUCGAUAGGCCGCUAUCUCUUGGUGGUAAUGGGACGUUAGUAUCGUGGUCUCGUUCGGAUGGUGAUGGAAAGGAAGUCCAUCUUGGUCAUGGGAGCAAGGGGAUGAACUACACCCUCACACUCUCCAUCACAGGCCCAUUCACCCUCUCUGGUCCCGACAAUACCCUAUCCCUUGACAAUGAUGAAAACUUAAUCUUCACCGCUGAUGGAUGGGAGUAUCCCCUUCGCAAAGUCACAAAAGACGACGCCCUCGAUCUUGACCCCGGAGCUCCAGGUCGUAUCUGGGUGAACACUUCAUCCACGCACAAACCCGUCAAAGUCUCUACUCCUACUAACAUCACUCUGGUGACGGACGUGCUGCAUGGAACGGUUUUGUUUACUGAUGGCGAAGUGUUUGACGAGUCAUGCAACUUCGCUGAUGAAGGGUGGAAGAAAGACGCUCUAUAUCCUUUCGUCACGUAUGGCUCUGGGGAGGUCUCAAGGGGGCCAUCGGAUGCCCUCCACGAGGCUCCGUACUCCGCUUCGUGGAUGCAAUGGGUGGUUGUUUCGUGGACUUUAUACGGUGGCCAAUCGCUAGACUAUACCUCCAUGGUGGACAGCCCUGAGUCAGACUACGAGUCGCUUCCCCUUGACGCUGGCGAUCGCGAGUCAGUGCGUGAUGCUGUGCGAGCCUUCAACCUCGAGAUCGAGAGACACAACAUCUCUAAAGCCUAUGACCAGCCUACGUGGCCGAGUGUGGCUGACUUGGUCAAGAUUUCUGAGCUACUUCUCUUCUACGGCAAGGUAGAGCAGCUGAAGCAAGAGAUGCGUUUUGCUGGUAGAUGCCUCAGCGUAGAGUUCUUACCAGGAGAAGAUUGGGGUCUGGAGGUGCUCGUUACCCUCGGCGUCUUUGACCAAGGAGAUGCUUUCAUGUCUCGUAUUCAUCACAACACUACAAAGAGUCAUCCAAGAUUUGCUGCUAAGCUCCUGCAAUUUGAAGCUGAUACAAAUGCCCUAUCUGGUCAUCCUGUCCUCCACGCAUCCAUCCGGAAUAUCACGUACUCCGCAAUGGUGGAUGGGGGCCUCCUGUAUUCACUGCUACAGUACGGCGCCGAUCCUAAUGUUAUAGAGAAAUGGAACUUCCGCCUCCAUCUUCUCAGGACGCAGGUUGACAGAGCCGCCGUCAUCGUCCCAGGGCUUCUACGGCACGGCGCUGACCCGCGUACCAGACAUCAUGAUGUGGAUGUGCUGCACUAUCCUCAAGUUCAUUGGCUUUCUGAUCUAGCCAAACAGCUUCUUAACCUUGGACUCAUCCCGGUGCCCGUGAUGGGCACGGCCAAACUCCUCUGGUGCAUCAGUGGUGGCGGCUAUGGCAAGCUGUUGUGGCUGGCAAAUAUGGCAUCGGUGUAA
Molecule: messenger RNA, 2994 nt
Organism: Fusarium tjaetaba
Lineage: Eukaryota; Fungi; Ascomycota; Sordariomycetes; Hypocreales; Nectriaceae
Product: beta-n-acetylhexosaminidase
Exons: 7
Coding region: 1-2994 (997 amino acids)
Biological process (GO): carbohydrate metabolic process
Molecular function (GO): beta-N-acetylhexosaminidase activity
Source: RefSeq, a predicted model, not a curated record